AUGGUGUGUUUGGCGGAAGAAGAAGGUCUCCCCAGCCGAGGGCAAAAGAAGGAAAGGAAACGACGAGGACUUGUAUAUCGACGAAAGUACCAUGUUCGUGCGCUGUGUCAGUCAGUGGCCUUCUUCUGCGUUGUGGUAGGGUUCGUGGUGUACAAUGGCGCUCUAGAAUUUGGAAUGACCGGGCCAUCGGCGAUACAUACUUUCUUCGGCAGCAACAAUGAGAGAAACCUACACGAGCUCACAGCAGCACCAAAGGAGCCGCUAGAUACGUUACCACCCGGAUCGAAUUCAUCCGUAAAUGGGAUGACGACCAGUGAGUCAUCCGCUAGCAACAGCACUGCUCAAACCGAGGGAAAGGACUGUUCUGCCAACAAAGCUGAUCCGGCAUGGCUGUUAGUCUUCUACUUCAUCGGGGUUCUAUACAUGUUCUUGGCACUGGCGAUUGUAUGCGAUGAGUUCUUUGUUCCGGCCCUUGAAGAAAUGAGUUCCAACAGGAGGAUGAACCUCAGUAUGGACGUGGCGGGCGCCACUCUCAUGGCAGCGGGAGGCUCUGCUCCAGAACUAUUCACCAGUCUCUUCGGUACCUUUGCCGAGAGUGAGAUUGGAUUCGGUACCAUUGUCGGUAGUGCCGUCUUCAAUGUCCUCUUUGUCAUCGCCAUGUGUGCGCUCAUGUCCAAAGAAGUCUUGAGCCUCACUUGGUGGCCGCUCUUCCGCGAUAGUCUCUACUACGCCAUUGGACUCACCGUAUUGGCCAUCUUUGUGGGAGUGGUGACUCCCAACGAAAUCUACAUCUGGGAAUCGGUGGUGCUUUUUUGCCUCUACUUGGGCUACUGUUUCCUCAUGUGGCAGAAUGCAAACAUCUACAAGGCAAUCACCGGAAAGGAACUCGAAUACCCCGAUGAGGACGAGGAUGAGGAUGAGGACGGACCAGCAGAAGCCAAUGGAGAGGACGAAGACGAUGAACCAGGUGACCCUGAAAGACCAAAACCUGUCAAGAGACUCUCGGCUUCCGCGAUCGAUCAAAAUAUGAAAACAGACUCGGUCUCCCACUUUCGUUGGCAGGGAACUUUCCGCGCAGGAAUCCUCAAGCUUCUACGUGAUCCAGAGUCAUGGGUUGAAACAGCAGGUGUAGGAAUUGUUGCCAAGAUUGCCGGUGAUGCCGACUAUGUCUUUCGUCAGAUUGAUACAAACGGUGACGGGAGCAUCGACCGGAGCGAGCUGAAAAAGUUAUUCGAAGUUCUGGAUUGCAAUCUUACGAAUAGCGAGCUAGAUCAAGUCUUCCAAGAGCUGGAUAUCAAUAAUGAUGGGGAGAUUUGUGAAGACGAAUUUAGUAGGUGGUACAUACAAUCAGAAGAGAGAAUCAGAUCACAAGUCAGACAUGUAUUCAACGAGAUUGACGCCAACAACUCAGGCACAAUUGACAAGGGUGAGCUCAAGACUCUCCUUGAGACACUUGAUCCCCGAGUAUCCGACGCAGAUGUGGAGGAAGCCAUCAGCUCCAUGUACAAGUCGGGCUCAACAGAAGAAAUUUCAUUUGAGGAGUUCGACGCUUGGUACAGACAGUCGAUCCUCUUCGAGAGACAGAAAAAAGCAGUAGAAGAAGAUAUGCAUGGAGUCAUGGAGAACCUGACACCCCCCUGGGGCGAAAGCUUUCUGACUUGGUUGCAAUAUCUUAUCGUUUUCCCGCUGGUCCUGGUUUUGACGCUUACAAUCCCAGAUGUCAGACGGCCGGGUAUGAGUCCCUGGUCUUACUUGGCUUUCUUCCUGUCCAUCGCUUGGAUCGGAGCGUUCGCCUUCUUCAUGGUUGACUGGGCAGAAGUCAUCGGAAACACCAUUGGAAUUCCUGAUGUUGUCAUGGGUCUGACCAUCCUUGCCGCCGGCACAUCUGUCCCUGAUAUGCUUUCAAGUGUUAUUGUGGCAAGAAGAGGAGAGGGUGACAUGGCGGUAUCAAGUUCCAUCGGUAGUAACAUCUUCGACAUCCUGGUUGGAUUGCCUGUGCCGUGGUUCUUGUUCACCGUUUGGCCAAACGGCAAGGACUUUGUUUACAUCGAAUCCGAUGGAUUGACAAUUUCAAUCCUGAUUUUGCUUGGAAUGCUUGUAUUCGUCAUUGCGGCAGUGCAUUGCCAGGGUUGGAAAUUGACAAACACACUGGCGGCUCUGAUGCUGCUGUUUUAUUUUGGAUUCCUUGUGCAAGCAAUUAUCCAGGAACUACCCUUUGUCACCUGUUAA
Molecule: messenger RNA, 2229 nt
Organism: Seminavis robusta
Lineage: Eukaryota; Bacillariophyta; Bacillariophyceae; Naviculales; Naviculaceae
Source: the annotation of a GenBank genome assembly